Molecule: messenger RNA, 306 nt
Organism: Paramecium sonneborni
Lineage: Eukaryota; Ciliophora; Oligohymenophorea; Peniculida; Parameciidae
Source: the annotation of a GenBank genome assembly
AUGGAUUAACAUAAUCAUUUUAAAAUAUCAAGAUAAAUUAAAAGAAAUAAGGAUAUAAAUAUCAAAGAUUCCAUUUUUCAAUAUGCAGAAUAAUUAGCUUAAUCUUAUCCUACUACAUAUUAUUCUGUGAAAUAAAUAAACUAGCCUUUUCAAUCUGUUCGAAAAGAAGAUUUAAAAUAAUUAAAAGAAUAAUAUGUUUUCAGACUAUACAGAGAUAUUUCUAAUAGAAGAUAUAGUAUGAAAAAUACAGGUUAAUCAUAAAAAAAUACUAAAAUUAUUAUGGAUUAUGAUUUUCCACUAAAAUGA